AUGCGGGUACACCUGGCGCUGGCCGCGCUGCUCGGCUGCGCGCUAGCCGUCAAGCGCGAAGACUUCAAGACGUGCGACCAGGCGGCGUAUUGCAAGCGACACCGGGCGAUCACGGAAAACACCGGCUACGAGGUCGACUUUUCGACCGUUCAACAGCACGGCGCCGUUUUGACCGCCUACCUUUCUAAUUCCGAGAACAAGUUGGCCCUCAAGAUCACCGGACUCACCGAUUCGCGCGUUCGCGUCCAAAUUGACGAGCCCGAAGGAGCGUUGCGGAAACGUUUCGUGCCCGAUUUCGCGUUGAGUGGCCCUCAAACCGAGCAGCCCUUCGAGAAGGUCGACAUCCAGUCCGACUACAUCAAGAUCCAGUGUGCCGGCAACAAGCUGAAGGUGGUCAUCCACCAGAAGCCGUUCCUCGUCGACAUCUACAACGAGUUUGACGAGUUGGUCAGCCAGGUCAACGCUGCCGGCAAGUUGAAGGUCGAGGAAUACCGCACGAAAGAGGAGGGCAAGGAGUACCCGGACGGCUUCUGGGAGGAGUCGUUCAAGAACUGGCGCGACAGCAAGCCGUUCGGAUCGAGCAGUGUUGGGGUUGACGUCUCGUUCGUCGGUUUCCGCCACGCCUACGGUCUCCCCGAGCACGCGGACUCGUUCGCGCUUCGCUCUACCGUCGGCAAUGGUGAUCCCUACCGCCUGUUCAACCUGGACGUGUUCGAGUACGAGCUGGACAACACGAUGGCUCUCUACGUCUCGAUUCCCUACAUCAUUGCCCACCGCAAGGAUCGAUCAGUUGGAGCGCUUUGGCUGAACGCCGCCGAGACGUGGGUGGACACGCGCUCGACCGAAGACUCGAAGGGCAUGUUCCGGAAGAUGGUCGACCGCGUGAUGGCCGACGAGAGCCAGCCCCGCUUUGAUGCGCACUUUAUGUCUGAAUCUGGCCUCGUCGACCUGUUCUUCUUCGCGGGCCCCAGCACGCAGCAAGUCCAGAAACAGAUGGCCGUCACAACUGGGGUGACCCCGUUGCCGCCGCUUUUCGCCAUCGCCUACCACCAGUGCCGCUGGAACUACAACGAUGAACAGGAUGUGGCUCAGGUAAACCAAGGCUUCGAUGACUGGGACAUCCCGAUGGACGUGAUCUGGCUCGACAUUGAGCACACCGACGGCAAGAAGUACUUCACCUGGCACCCCGACAAGUUCCCCACCCCGCGAAGCAUGAUUGACGGAGUCGCGGCGAAGGGCCGCAAAAUGGUGACCAUCAUCGACCCGCACAUCAAGCGCGACGACAACUACCGCGUCAACAAGGAUGCCAAGGAUUUGGGUCUUUUCGUCAAGCGCGCCGACGGCACCACCGACUUCGAAGGGCACUGCUGGCCCGGCUCCAGCGAGUACCUCGACUUCUUCCACCCCAAGACCCGCGAGUACUGGGCCCACCAAUUCACGUUCGAGCGCUACGAGGGCUCAACCCGCGAUCUGCACACGUGGAACGACAUGAACGAGCCAUCGGUGUUCUCGGGCCCCGAGGUGAGCAUGGACCGCGACUCGCUGCACCACGGCGGUAUCGAACAUCGCGAGGUGCACAACAUGUACGGCAUGAUGUACACGUCGGCCACGUACAAGGGACUCGUCGACAGGACAAACGGCGAGGAUCGACCAUUCUUGCUCAGCCGCGCCGGCUUCAUCGGCUCGCAGCGCACGGCCGCCAUCUGGACCGGUGACAACACGGCCGACUGGGGCCAUCUCCGCUACUCGGUGCCCAUGCUCCUCUCUCUUUCGGUCUCCGGCGUGCCAUUCGUCGGCGCUGACGUCGGCGGCUUCUUCGGGAACCCGGAUGAGCAGCUACUACUCCGCUGGUACCAAGCCGGCGCCUAUCAGCCCUUCUUCCGCGCUCACGCCCACAUUGACACCCGUCGUCGCGAGCCGUGGGUGUGGAGCGACGCGACGCGCGAGAAUAUUCGGCUGGCCAUCCGCGAGCGAUACGCCCUGCUGCCAUACUGGUACACCCUGUUCCGCGAGCACUACGACAACGGCCUGCCCCCGAUGCGCCCGAUCUUCUACGAGUUCCCGGCUGAGGAGGAGUUCUUCGGCGAGGACAAGGCCCACAUGGUCGGUGAUGCGCUGCUCGUCCGCGCCGUUCUCGACAAGGAUGCCGUCUCGGUGGAGGUGACGCUGCCCGCCGGCGAGAAGAAGGGCACGCUGUGGUACGACUGGCAGACCGGCGUCGAGCGCCCCAGCGGCUUGAACCACGUCGACGCUCCGAUCAACAAGAUCCCCGUUUUCCAACGUGGCGGCACCAUCAUCCCCACCUGGCAACGCAUCCGCCGCUCGGCCUCGCUGAUGAAGGAGGACCCGCUGACCCUGUUCGUGGCGCUCGACAAGCAGGGCGCCGCCAAGGGCCGCAUCUACCUCGACGACAUGACCACGCACGACUACCAGAAGAACAAGUUCUGCUUCUCCGACUUUGAGUACAAGACAAUCUCCACGAAGGAGGCGCAGAUCAUCGGGCGCCACGCCGACAAGAACGGCGAUUACAAGCUGGUCAACUGGAUCGAGCGCAUUGAGGUUCGCGGCCUCUCAGCGGAGCCGACGAAGGUGCUCUCUUCAAAGGGCAACCCACUGCCGUACACCUACGAUCGGGACACCCGCGUGCUGUGCGUCCGCAAGCCGGGCGACUUUGCCGGCGAGGACUGGACCGUCACCCUUCAAUUC
This is a messenger RNA of Mesorhabditis spiculigera, 2706 nucleotides long. The record is from the annotation of a GenBank genome assembly. Lineage: Eukaryota; Metazoa; Nematoda; Chromadorea; Rhabditida; Rhabditidae.